Molecule: messenger RNA, 1253 nt
Organism: Coccinella septempunctata (seven-spotted ladybird)
Lineage: Eukaryota; Metazoa; Arthropoda; Insecta; Coleoptera; Coccinellidae
Exons: 2
Coding region: 439-1161 (240 amino acids)
Source: RefSeq, a predicted model, not a curated record
GACGUGAAUAUUACAGAAUCUUUCAUACCGAGGGGAUUAUUCGACGGAGUCAGAAUGAAUUAUGGUGAUGAUGUGUGUCAAAUAUGUAAGAAAUUUUCAAACCUUCAUAUCAGGCUGGCGUCGAUGAAAAACCGCACAGUGUUUUUAUUACAAUGCAGAAGACUGAAAAUUUACCCCAACCACAUCAAAAAUAAUAUAAAACAAAUAUAUUCGCUUCAACUUGAAGAACAUCCAUACACCAGAAAAGUAGCCUUGAUCAUGGAGAACUUUCAAAAAUCAGUUCUGCAUCUAGAGAUCAAAAUUACACUGUGGAAAAAGAAAAACAUAUAACAAUCUAUUGACUCUCUUACGAACAGGUUAGAAACACUUUUAGACGAGCACACAUGGAGAAAUAUAAGACAAUUCACAGAACAGAAAUUCGAGUUUUCUUUCCAAACAAUGAAAAACAUCAACAAACAAAAACUAAUUAGACUACAACACAUGCAGAACCAACCCAUUACAAUUAAAGAAUGCGAAAAGUUCCUCGUUAAUUACACUGGAGUAGAAAUCCCUGAAGAAGCUCGUAUCAUAUUAGGCAUGGGACCAAAACAUGGCAUAGUCCCAAAAAAUGUUCCGAUACCAGAACUAAUCAAGGAUGUUGAAUGUUUUAUACAGGCAAUACCACUCGAAGAAAAUGAGAAGAAUGGAGCCAGAUCAAGAUGUGCCAGAAUAAUUCAAAAUUUUAUUGAUAAACCAAAAGCUCCAGACCCCCUCAAAAUGUAUUAUCAUAUAACAUCAAAAUUUAUCAAAGACAACCCUGACAUUUUGGUGAGUAAAUCAGAUAAAGGUAAUACAACAGUAGUUAUGUACAGGGAAGAAUAUACUCGAGAAGUGAACAAUUUACUAAGUGACAACCAUACAUACAGUAUCUUAAACAAGGAUCCAACAAAGAAAACCCAAGACAACAUCAACAAAUUUCUGAUAACACUCAAAGAUGAGAAAAUGAUAACAGAAACACAAUAUAAAGAACUAAUCAGACACAACAGUACACCUCCAAAAUUAUACUGCUUGAGAAAAACUCACAAACCAGUUAUCAGUUUCAGACCUAUUGUAAGUUGCAUAGGUUCGCCAGGUUAUAAUGUAGGCUCAUUUUUACACGGAAUUUUAAGUAACGUCCUUUAGUCUUCGAAAUUUAAAGUAAAGAACUCGUUCUCCUUUGUUGAAGAACUGAAAAACAUUCAUGUCCCAGAUAAGUACAAGAUGGUGUCUCUCGA